GUCGGGCCGCUUAUGAUCGCGCCGUGAAGCUGCAACGCGGAACUGUACAACCACAUGGACGGCUCAAACGGCCGACGGACGUCAUCUGUGAGAAUUUACGCAUGGCCGGGCGUAGUUAAAAGACGGGGUAGUGUCACCUCUUGAGCUUAUUCUUGGGCUCACCAUCAGACACUUCAGAGCUAGACAGACACUUCAAAGCUAGCCAGCCGCUUUCAUUCAAGAUGCCUGUCACUCAAUUCGAUUUCAAGGAAAAGUAUCGGUAUCAAAAUGGCUUCAACUGUUAUCUAGAGUCUGAGGCCGUUGAGGGCGCGUUGCCCGUGGGACACAACUCACCCCAGAAGCCGCCUUACGGUCUAUACGCUGAGAAGCUUUCGGGGACGGCCUUCACAGCUCCAAGACACGAGAACAAGCAGACUUGGUUGUAUCGCGUCUUGCCUUCUUGCGCUCAUCCUCCCUACCAACCCGACGCUGAGCCCGGACAUCCAGGUGCGAAUGAGACCAUUAGAGGGACCAAGGAGGGCACACUACACUACAUCCCCAACCAACUCCGCUGGGACCCAUUCGACCACGAUGAAGCGAAGCAUCUGGACUUUAUCUCCGGCCUGAGAUUGGUGGCCGGCGCUGGUGAUCCCACCUUGAAGCAGGGCCUCGGCAUGUACGUGUACGCUGCUGGCAAGAGCAUGGAUGAAACAGCGGCCUUUUAUUCCGCUGAUGGAGACUUAUUGAUCGUAGCCCAAGAAGGCACUUUGGAUAUCCGGACCGAGUUCGGAUGGCUGCUCGUGCGGCCCAUGGAGAUUUGUGUUAUCCCCCGGGGCGUCAAGUUCCAGGUCCUUCUCCCAACGGGUCCAGUCCGGGGAUAUGCUCUCGAGCUGUAUGAGGGUCACUUCAACCUUCCUGAACUCGGACCCAUUGGAUCCAAUGGCCUCGCCAAUGCUCGCGACUUUCAAUCUCCGGUCGCUUGCUUCAGUGAAGCCUUUGGCACGACUGCCUCGGACGGACCUGGCUCCUAUACCGUCACCGUCAAGUUCAACAACACGCUGUUCAAGACGGUCCAACCACACACUCCGUUCGAUGUCGUCGCUUGGCACGGCAACUACUACCCUUUCAAGUACGACCUUGGCCGCUUCAACACCAUCGGCACCAUCUCAUUCGACCAUCCCGACCCGUCCAUCUUCACCGUGCUAUCCGCUCCAUCCCCUACCCCCGGCACAGCCAUCGCUGACUUUGUCAUUUUCCCUCCGCGCUGGCUCGUAGGUGAAGACACUUUCCGCCCGCCGUGGUACCACCGCAACACCAUGAGCGAGUUCAUGGGGCUCAUCCAGGGAGGCUACGACGCGAAGCGCGGCGGCGCCGGAGGCUUUGUCCCUGGUGGCGCGAGCCUGCACAACGUCAUGAGCGGCCACGGCCCGGACGCGGAGAGCUGCGAGGGGGCGCGCGAUGCGGAACUGAAGCCAGCGAAGGUUGGGGCCGGUAGCUGUGCGUUCAUGUUUGAGAGCUGCCUGAUGGUGGGUGUGACGGAGUGGGGAUUGCGGACUUGUCAGAAGGUGCAGGAGGGUUACAAUGAGGAGAGCUGGGGAGGCGUUAAGACGCAUUGGAAGCUACCAGAAGGAUUGAAGGUGAAGACACACUUGGUUGAGUGAACAGAACCAAAGAUAGUGAUAGGUUGUGAGAUGAUACUAUAGAGCUCCAAACAUCUUCACUCCGAGGCUGUUUAGAAGAUCCAAGCACUUUAUAAAAAUGAAUGUUUCUUUC
Messenger RNA from Ilyonectria robusta, 1752 nucleotides. Its product is annotated as Homogentisate 1,2-dioxygenase. Lineage: Eukaryota; Fungi; Ascomycota; Sordariomycetes; Hypocreales; Nectriaceae. Bases 222 to 1640 code for a protein of 472 amino acids. Gene Ontology annotation, biological process: L-phenylalanine catabolic process. Gene Ontology annotation, cellular component: cytoplasm. The record is from RefSeq and is a predicted model, not a curated record. Gene Ontology annotation, molecular function: homogentisate 1,2-dioxygenase activity. The transcript has 2 exons.